Molecule: messenger RNA, 2148 nt
Organism: Synchiropus splendidus (mandarinfish)
Lineage: Eukaryota; Metazoa; Chordata; Actinopteri; Syngnathiformes; Callionymidae
Gene: prr18
Product: proline rich 18
Exons: 1
Coding region: 933-1673 (246 amino acids)
Source: RefSeq, a predicted model, not a curated record
GGUCGUCCACAGGCUUCAGUCUUUGUCACGCCAUUCAAAAGGCUCUUCAGUUUGAUUUUCAGGGAGCAAUGACAUUUGACUGUUGCGCUGAUACCGUCACCAGCUAAUAAGUCAACUGGGACUGUGUUGCGUGUCUCCAUGUUGCCUCUCCAAUGAAGUCCAGUCAUGUAUUGAUUCACGUCAGUGUUCGACAGCUGCUGAAGAAAAAAAAGACAACAUCAAUGAGGAAUAGGAGUUAAAUAUCACCACUGGUCCGAGGAAAGUCUGAAAUACUGUCGGUGUAAAGUCUCAACACAUGAUGUCAUGUUUCAGCUCUAAAUUAUAAACUGAAUUUUAAAAUGUAUAAAUCCAUACGAAAGAUGAGGCACGUCCACCAGUCCCACAAUGCACUGCAACAAUUGAAACACUCAUAAAUAGAUAAACACUCUAUACACUCACACAACACGUAUAAUUUAGAGUCAUCAUUUAACCAAUGUUUAUGGAGGAAAUCGAAGGCUUGAUGUUGUUGAAGCGUCUAAUAUUUAUUAUAGUUGAAUGAAGAGCAAACUGACUGGUGCGACUUCUAAUGGGUUUCUACGAUAUCUACUAAACUCUUCUCUUUAAAGGAGAAGAAAACUUGGUUGUUCUCUCUCAUCGGGCGCUAUUUCUAUUCAUAUUUUGUCGGAAGCGCUUUAUGAAAUGACAUCAUCACGCGUGUCCGCGGCUUUGUCUGAUGCCUGCGUUGACCACGCCCCCCAGCAGGCAGACCAUAAAGCUGCCGGAGUGCUCAGCAGCAGACACCCAGUCAGCGCGUCCAGCGAGGCAGACAGGUGCACCGCCGCCUCCCCGCUCCUUCAGCCUGAAUAUGAGCGCACGGAGCUGCCGCUUGCUUUGCGCGCUCCGUCUUCUUCAGCCGCACCUUUUUAUAUCCUGAUCGCUUCCAGACACGAACAAUGCCUUUUCCGCCCAUCAGCCUCCAUCCGAGGAUCUCCUCUCCAGGCAGGGAUCUGUUCGGGAAGAAGAAACCCACCGGAGUGCCUCCGCAGCCCGAACCCAAACCAGACAAAAGCGGGUCGGAAAAAGACAAGGGCUCCACUUCAUGGGCUUCCGCCAAUCUACGCAAUCUAGGACGCAAAAGCCAGCAGGAGAAGAGUAAGUGUCCGGCGCUGAAGCCGCUCUCAGGUCAGGAGGUCAAGUGCUCCUGGUUCCCCAAACCUCAGGAUCCUGCCGCGGGCGUCCGGCGCUCCAGCUCCAUGGACUCCAGCAGACACCUCCAGGAGCGGGACCAAGCCAAGAAGGAGCUUCAGUUCACGCUCAGCCUCACCCCCGAGGCCAUCCUCGUCAUCCAGAAACGGAACCUGGAGAAGCAGCUGCUGGCCAAGCAGCAGAAGUGCUGCGCGUCAGCGGACUUCCGCCACCGGCGCGUCUUCCCUUCCAAAAAGGCGCACGGAGGCGCGAAGUGCGCGCCGGCGUCCAAGUGCGAAGGAGCGGAACAGGACAUCACCGCUAUUGUCAAAAUAUCGCUGCUCAACGAUCAGUACAAGUACGACGACGUGGAGUACGAGGACGAGGACGGAGACGUGGACGAGACGGUGGUCCGCAAGUGUAAAGAGUGGCUGAAGGGGGUCGAGAACGCGGCCGCUUUGGGCAAAGUGGACAAACUUUCUGCACUACCGCACCUUAAGGGCUGCUGAUGACGUCAUGGCGAGCACGGACUCAGGUGGUGAAUGACUUAUUUAUGUUGUAGGACACGCGCGCUCGUUUCUCCAGACGCUUGGAUUGAAUGGAGAAUCAUUUCCUUGACCCAUUAUGAACCUUCCGUUCUGGGAUGAUGCUUCGCCAUGUUUGCCUCUGCAGCCCAAUAUUUAAAAAAAAAACCCCACUUAUUCUUUGCACAUGGGUUCAGUUGUCAGUGUGGCGCCACGGUAUGUGUGUGAGUGUGUUGGCAGAGGCGUCUGUGUAAGGGCCUGGAAACCAUCCCUUUGUGUGAGAGAACAAUACGCUGUCAACAACAGGGAUUUUAUACUCGUCUGCUGCUGAAACCAAACUGGACUCUUUUAUGUUCCCCUCUACAAAGGUUUGUAUCCCUUUGUAGACGUGUAAGAUAUUGAAUUCAUAUUUGUACCAGCCCAUGUUUUCAAUGGAACUUGAAGUAAAAUGUUGACAAGC